This is a messenger RNA of Acaulospora morrowiae, 565 nucleotides long. Lineage: Eukaryota; Fungi; Glomeromycota; Glomeromycetes; Diversisporales; Acaulosporaceae. The record is from the annotation of a GenBank genome assembly.
UUAAUUCGGUCGAGGAUCCCGAGUUGUUAAGUCGAAAAACUUCGGUGGUCAACACCAAUGUCCAAUAUUGUUCGGUGGCAAAAACAGCGUUGGGAAAAAAUAAGAUAAUCAUGGGAGCGGAAGUUGACUGUAUUGGUGAAUCAAAACCCGAGAGACACUUGGAUCCCAUAAAUAAUUAUAUAGAAUUAAAGACCUCGAGAAUUAUAAAAAGAGAGGAAGAGAACUACAAAUUCGAGAAAUACAAACUCCUAAAGUUUUGGGCACAGUCAUUCCUGAUUGGUAUACCUAGGAUUAUCGUUGGAUUUCGAGAUGAUAAUGGGAUCGUCAAGAAUAUACGUGAAUUCAAGACCAUGGAAAUUCCUAGAAUGGUCAGAGGAAAGAAUGGGAUGUGGGAUGCCGCAGUUUGUCUGAAUUUUGCCAAUGAAUUUUUCGAUUGGUUGAAAACUAUCGUGAUCAUUGACGAUCCAAGAUCAUCAUAUACCAUCUCUUACAAACAUCCAUUUCAAAGCAUUGAAGUAACGUUUUCUGGGUCGACAAAUUCAGUUUUGGCCGAAAGGCACCUCGA